CCCCAACAUCUUUGGCUGUGUGCUCUGUUUUGUGCUUUUCGUUGCAUUGUGCCGCAUUAUUCCAGGGUAGUCAGGAUGUCCAGCCUCUCUCGCUCCGUCAAUCUUCUUCUGCGCACCAGCAGGUCCUCCCUGCUGCGUCCGCGCGCCGUCAACCCUGUUCACCAUGUCUUCAGCCACGAGAAGCUGGCUGCUCGUGGACUGGCUACUGCCUUUGAGCGCACCAAGCCUCAUGUGAACAUCGGUACCAUUGGUCACGUCGAUCACGGCAAGACCACUUUGACCGCUGCGAUCACCAGACACCAGGCCUCCAAGGGUCUCGCCCAGUUCCUCGACUAUAGCUCCAUUGACAAGGCGCCCGAGGAGCGUAAGCGUGGUAUCACCAUCUCUACCGCUCACGUUGAGUUCCAGACCGAAGAUCGUCACUACGCCCACGUCGACUGCCCUGGUCACGCCGAUUACAUCAAGAACAUGAUUACUGGUGCUGCGAACAUGGACGGUGCCAUUGUGGUUGUUGCUGCUUCGGAUGGUCAGAUGCCCCAGACCCGUGAGCACUUGCUGCUUGCCCGCCAGGUCGGUGUCCAGAGACUGGUUGUCUUCGUCAACAAGAUCGACGCCAUGGAGGACCCGGAGAUGUUGGAGCUUGUUGAGCUCGAGAUGCGUGAGCUUCUGAGCCACUACGGAUUCGAGGGUGAGGAGACCCCCAUCAUCUUCGGAUCUGCUCUCUGCGCCCUUGAGGACCGCCGCCCCGAUAUCGGUGCCGAGCGGAUCGAUGCUCUUCUCAAGGCUGUCGACACCUGGAUCCCCACCCCCCAGCGUGACCUCGACAAGCCCUUCCUCAUGUCCGUGGAGGAGGUCUUCUCUAUCCCUGGACGUGGUACCGUCGCUUCGGGUCGUGUCGAGCGUGGUAUCCUCAAGAGGGAUACUGAGGUCGAGAUUGUCGGUGGAAGCUUCGAUACCAUCAAGACCAAGGUCACCGAUAUCGAAACUUUCCGCAAGGUCUGUGAGGAGUCCCGCGCUGGUGACAACUCCGGCCUCCUUCUCCGUGGUAUUCGCCGCGAGGAUGUCCGCCGUGGUAUGGUCAUUGCCGUCCCCGGCAGCACCAAGGCCCACGACAAGUUCAUGGUCUCCAUGUACGUCCUGACUGAGGCCGAAGGUGGUCGCAGCAAGGGCUUCGGCGCCAACUACCGCCCCCAGCUCUACAUCCGUACCGCCGAUGAGUCUGCCGACUUCACCUUCCCCGACGGUUCCCGGGACCGCCGCGUCAUGCCCGGUGACAACGUCGAGAUGGUGCUCAAGACCCACCGCCCUAUCGCCGCCGAGGCUGGCCAGCGCUUCAACAUCCGUGAGGGUGGCCGCACUGUCGCCACCGGUCUCAUCACCCGUGUCCUGACCGAGUAAUUUCAUUUUCUUCUUCUUCAAGAAAGAAAUAAAAGGCUUUAAUAGACGGAAGGGGGGCUACUGAUACCUUGACUGACUUGGCCGAUUUGUACUAUGAAUCCUAUCCUCUUCCUGCAUCGACGUGGAGCAGUUUGAAGAUAAAGCAUGGAAACCAUGUCACUCUCAUACGGAUGGAGGUGUGUCUCGGAGUUUUCAAUUUUUUUUUUCCCUUCUAUUUUACUUGUCAUAUUUCUUGUAUCAAUGUAUUGUACUCCUG
This is a messenger RNA of Penicilliopsis zonata CBS 506.65, 1654 nucleotides long. RefSeq lists its product as hypothetical. Gene Ontology annotation, biological process: mitochondrial translational elongation. Gene Ontology annotation, molecular function: GTPase activity; translation elongation factor activity; GTP binding. The record is from RefSeq and is a predicted model, not a curated record. Gene Ontology annotation, cellular component: mitochondrion. The transcript has 5 exons. The coding region runs from base 76 to 1398 and encodes 440 amino acids. NCBI's taxonomy places the organism in Eukaryota, Fungi, Ascomycota, Eurotiomycetes, Eurotiales, Aspergillaceae.